Blastomyces dermatitidis ER-3 is the source of this 1337-nucleotide messenger RNA. RefSeq lists its product as uncharacterized. Gene Ontology annotation, biological process: mitochondrial proton-transporting ATP synthase complex assembly. The transcript has a single exon. Lineage: Eukaryota; Fungi; Ascomycota; Eurotiomycetes; Onygenales; Ajellomycetaceae. Gene Ontology annotation, cellular component: mitochondrial matrix. Bases 148 to 507 code for a protein of 119 amino acids. The record is from RefSeq and is a predicted model, not a curated record.
GGACAAAAUAGCGCUUAUAUAAUCACAAAUUUCCGGGAGCUUCAAAAGCAUUUCCCAAGUUCCACAUCAGAGCCCAUUUAAGUACUCCCUCAAGCAAUUGAUCCCCCCCUCAUACAAUAUCGAAUCUACCCACCAAAGCACACAACGAUGACAUCCCACUUUCCCUCCCAAGCCCGCGCUCUCUACCGAUCUAUCAUCCGCGAACUGCCCCGCCGCCCUCUUUCGUCCCCAUCGCCGCUCGCAAUCCGGAUCCGCACCCAUCUCUCCUCACAACAAUCACCAGAGAGCAACAACAGCAACGGCAAGCAAUUCCAAAUCGCACAAGCGCAGAUGGACGAGGCGGAGCAAUUCACGCAGUAUCUGAGGGCGCAGAGGGAAUAUGUCACCUUGCUGGAGCGGUAUAACCCCGGGGCGAAUAUGGAUGAGGAAGAGCGCGUGCGGCUGACGGCGAGGAGGGUGGGGAUGGAAUUACCUAUUGAGGCGGAGGGGUAUGAGAAGGAGGAGUAGAGUGACCGGAAGGCAUGACAAAGCAAUUUGGGGUUUUUUUUUUUUUGGGGGGGGGGGGGGUGGGGUUAGAGCCCGAUAGGGCUUUAUACGAACAAUGAACCGUUGCUAUAUUAUACCCGAUUGUCAGCGAUCUGUUCCAAACGGGCUUUUCCCUUAGCCAUGUUAAGUCUGAAAACGCUCAGCAUUCUCCAGCAUGGCAAAUUUCCACCUCUACAACCAGCUGUUUUAGAUUGGAGAUGGUUUUGUCACCUGGAAAUGAGAAUCCCUUGCUGUUUGGAAGAAGGAAAGCAAGAAGCGGUAUUAUGAGGUGGUCCUUCGGGGCAGAUAGAGGAUGCGCCUGUUUACUCCCCUGCGCCAGGUCCUGAGGAACUAAAAUUGGCGAUUUUGGGUUUACAGAUACCAUUGUUCAGUAUGGCGAUGGUGACCAUGUUAGAUAAGAUUGGAGGGUUUGCCAUUACUUGUUAUUUGUCAAGUUUAUGUCUAGGGUUUGUUACGGCACAUAUACCAGGGAUCAGUUUUUUCCAAGUCAGAGGGUGUUUGUUGGAAAGGGUUUUAUUGAACUAUUGUAUUUUUACAUGGAGGAAUGAUUGUAUAUAUAGCCCUUUGUUUGUGUGUAUUAUAUGGAAUAGAAUAUAAAUGACUACAAGAUGCGAGAUAUUUGCUCGGCAGCAUGGGUUUGGUGUUUAUAAAUCUCUCUCUUUCUGGGCAAAUAUGUAUAGGCCUACAAUUUACAUAAAUGCACUACCUGAGCUCCUUUUAAGGCAUCUACCGCAAAUGAAGUAACAAAUAAAUAUAUAGGGGAAAGAAUACUAACAUACAAUGAAUUAGAG